AUGCAGGCUCUCAAAAAACAAGCUGAUGCUUCCGCUUCAUUAAAUUUAGAUGGUUCCUCAGCUGUUUCCGCCUUUGAAUCUCGGCACAAGAUGAUAUCCUUCAUAUUUCAUCUGGAGGACGUCGUUAUCGAUCUAUUUGAGCAGUAUUUUCAACCAUCGACUCGUGAACAGUCUCAAAUUGGGACCGAAAAGGCAACUCGAAUCGGCCUGACUCAUCGGCACCCAUCUCUGACUCGCCCCUUUGGCCAAUUCGAGUUUAUUCGUUCCUGUCUUGUGUACGAAUCGUUUUCCGAUGGAUCCCACUUCUCUGAUCUCUCUUGUGCUGAAAUCCUGGUUCGCGACACUCGCUACCUUGGUAAUAUUUUUACUCUUUAUAUUAGUUGA
Messenger RNA from Protopolystoma xenopodis, 384 nucleotides. NCBI's taxonomy places the organism in Eukaryota, Metazoa, Platyhelminthes, Monogenea, Polystomatidea, Polystomatidae. The record is from the annotation of a GenBank genome assembly.